AUGAGUAACAAUAACUUAUUCUCCAAUGUAUCAAAACAACUAAGUUCAAACAAUGGAACUACAAAUAAUAAUAAUACUAAUAAUAAUAAUAAUAAAGGAUAUAGUUCAAGAUUUUCAAUAGCGUCCACACUUCCAACCAAUAAAAAUUAUAAUCAAACCGAGAAUUUAGAUUUUCUCUCAAAAAUGAGUAAUACAAAUAAUAAUAAUAAUAACAAUAAUAAUAAUGGUAAUAAUAAUAAUAAUAACAAUAAUAAUGUAAAUAAUAUCAAUGAAAAUAAUACAGUUAAUAUAAAUCAAAUUAUUGAUAAUUCAAGUAGUGCUAGAAAAAGAAAGAAUGUUAGAAUGUCAAUGGGAGGUAGAGUUAGUUUUGCAAAUACAGUGGAAGUUAGAUUAUUUGAAAAGACACAACAAAAUAAUAGAAGGCCAAGUUUAAGAAAUCCUUUUCCUUCUAAUUUAUCAAAUACUGACUCUCAAUCUUUAGAAACACCAUCAAAUACAACAACACCAAAUCAAAAUAUAGUGGGAGUAGAAAAUGAAAAUGAAAAUGAAAAUAAAACAACUGAUAGUAUUGGUGCUUAUACAUUUAGUAGCAUUAGUAGUAUAAAUAGUACAAAUACAUUAUUUAGUAGUAAUAGUGAUAGUGGUAGUAGUGGUAAUAAUGAUGAUAAAUUCUUUUUCAAUAGAGAUGACGAUGAAAAUGAUAAUAGCAAUAAUAGUAAUAAUAGUAAUAAUAAUGAAGAACAAGAUCAAAAAACAAUGGAUUUCACACAAACCUAUGGUAAAAUAUUUGUACCUUUUAUAAAGGAUGAAACUCAACCACUUAGAAUUCAUGAUGCAUCAAAUGAUAGUGGUUUCACUGAUGAUGAUAGUAAUAGUAGUGGUAAUAGUAGUGGAGGAUCAUUAGAACUAACGGAAAAUGAUGAACAAAGUUAUUUAGAUAGUUUACAAAAUGAUGAUUCAAGAAUCAUUCAAACUCCAUCAUUACAAGCCAUUUUAGAAGAAGCUGAAUUCUUAUUUUCAAUUAAAAGUAAAUCACCUUCAAAAUCAAAAAUUACUGAAAUUAAUAAUAAUAAUAAUAAUAACAAUAAUGAUGAUGGAAAUGAAAAUAGUAAUAAAAAAGAAGAUAAUGAUAUCAUUGUAACUGAUGAUGAUGAUGAUGAUGAUGAUGAUGAUGAUGAUGAUGAUGAUGAUGAUGAUGAAAAUGAUGAUGAUAAUAAUAAAAGUAACUAUAAUAAUAAAUCAAUUGCAGAUAUGGAUAUUUCAAGAUACCAAUCAACUAUAAAUUCACCAAUUCAUAAGAAAUCACGUCAAUUAUUAGAUAGUUCAGUCGUUGGUGAUGGUAAAUUAACAUCACUUGAAGAUCUUUUGAAAGAGGAUACUGAAGUUUUAGAUUUUGAUGGUGCUAAUGAUUAUAAACCACCACCACCAUCAACAACAACACCAACAACAACACCAAUGAAAUCUUUAUCAACACCACCAUCUUCUUCUAAAAUAUUCCCAAGAAUUUCAAAUAUUUUCCCAAAUUCACCAUUACCAAGUUUACAAAAUCUAAGAAAGAAAAAUAGUAAUAGUGGUGGUAAUAGUAGUGAAGAUGAAAUUUUAACAAAUGGAGAUUUAGGUGAAAUCAUUAAAAACUUUUCAACUCCAAAACUUAAUCAACUUUAUUCUGAUGAUCAUAGUUUUGAUGAUCAAGAUUUUAAUAUUGUAAAUAAUAAUUAUGAUAAAACUGAUGAUGAAACUGAUGAUAAUAAUAUUAAAAAAUUAAACAAUAAUAAUAAUAAUAAUAAUAAUAAAGACAAUCAGAAAGAAAGUGAAGAAGAAGAAGAUAAUGAAGAAGAAGAUGAAGAAGAAGAUGAUGAAGAAGAAGAAGAAGAAGAAAAUUAUAAUAAUACAACAGUUGAUAGAUCAAGAAUUUAUCAUCAUAAGAAUGGUACAGCAGGUAUUGGUGGUAGAUUAAAAGAAUUAGUAGAAGAUGAUGAAGAUGGUGAUAUUUAUGAUGCCGAACAAAGAGAUAUGACAUUAACUUUAGCUUUUGAUAAAAUUAUUGCAAUGGCUAAUAAUAAAAAUGAUAAUAAUAAUAAUAAUAUUGAAAAUAAUAAUCAAUUAUUUUCAAAUAGUUUAACGACAACAACAACAACAACCAAUGAAAAUGAUUAUUUUAUUGAUGAGAAUAAUCAAGAUCAAAAAGAUAUGACAAUUACAAAAUCAUUUGGUAAAAUAUUAGAAAUGUAUAAUCAAACACUUACUGAUAUGAAAGAAAUGUCAAUUUCAACUCAAAAUAUUGAUAAACUUUUAGAGAAUAAUAAUAAUCAUAAUAAUAAUCAUCAUAAAGGUAUUUGGGAUAAUGAUAAUAUGAUAGCAGAUCCGAAUAUUACAAAUAAUCUUAGAGAUUUAUAUGAAAAUACUACAGUAACUCGUAAUUUAAAAACUUUAGUACAAGGUAGAAAAUCUAUGAUACCAAUACCAUCUUAUUCAAAGGAUAGGGAUAAUAAUAAUAAUAAUAAUACUGGUACAUUUAGAUUCUCUGUUGCAAGAAAUCCAAUGACACCAUCACAUGGUGGUGCUGGUGGUCAAAUGAUACCAACCAAUAGUGGUGGUAGUAAUACAAUGAAUUUAAAUAAAAAGCUAUGGAAUCCUCAAGCUGAUGUAACUCAUAAUUUAAAGAGUCUAUACACAAAUAACACAACCACAAUGAAUUUUGGUAGAUAUUCAAUUGCAAAUCCAUCAAAUUAUUAUAAUAACACAGCACCAAUUAGCACUAUUAAAAAGGAUCAAGUUUUGGACAUGUCAUUCACUCAAUCCUAUGGAGUAUUUUCAAAAUAUCAACCAUUCUCAACUACUAAAUCACCAUUUGUUAAUCCAAAAUCUCAUCAAAAACAACAACAACCACAACAACCACAACUUCCACAACCACAACAACAAUUAUUAUUAGAAUCAAGUGUUACUAGUAUUAAAACUAAUGAAUCACAUUAUCCAAGUUCAAAUGAAGAUAGUUUAGAUAAUCCAUUAAUUGAAUCAACUGCUUCAAACGUAACAAUGGAACAACGUAACCUUUUAUCAAAUUUCAUUCUACAACAACCACAACCACAACCACAAUCAAUACAACAACCACAACUACAACAACCACAACCACAACCACAACCACAAUCAAUACAACCACAACAACAAUCACAACUUCAACAAUCCCAAUCAAUACAAAAGCAACAACAAUCUAAUACUAACAAACAAGUUACACAAGAAUUUAAUUUAACAUCAAGUCAAAUUCAACAAUCACAAUAUCAAUCUACAAUUGCCAAUAAUAAUAAUAAUAAUACUACAAAUAUAUUAAGCACUAACAAUAAUUUUAAUCAAACCACAAAUACUAAUAAUUUUGGAACAUCAAUGGUUACUCGAAUUCAAGAGAUAUCAACAUCAACAAGAAAACAAUAUACACAUUCACCUUCUUUAAUUGAAAGCGAUAUUGGUUUUGACUAUGGAAGAAUUAAUUUUGAACAAAAAGAAAAACAAAUCAACACCAUCACUAAUAAUAAUAAUAAUAAUAAUAUUAAUAAUAAUAAAAAUAAUAAUAAUAAUAAUAAUAAUAAUAAUAAUAAUAAUAAUAAUAAUAAUAAUAAUAAUAAUAAUAAUAAUAAUAAUAACAACACUACAACUAACACUACUACAAGCAAUAAUAAUACAAACAACAAUAUCAACAAUACUGAUAAUAUUCUUGCCAAUGUUUUUGAUAAUAAAAAAUUACCACAAAAGCAACAACAACAACAACAACACCAACAAAAACAACAACAACAACAACAAAAUACAACUAUAAAUACACAAAAAAUUACAAUUCCAAAUCAUAGUAGUAAUAAUACACAUACUACUAAUAUGCAACUUUAUAUUAAUCAUCCAAUGGGUGAAAUAUCAGAGAAUAUUUAUAAUAGAGUUGGUGUUGAAUAUAAUUCUUCAUUUAAAGAGAGUCAUAUUAAUUAUCAUCAUCAACCAAUAUCUUCAAUGGAUUUAGAAGAUCUUCAAGAGAAAAUUGUUAAUAAUAAUAAUAAUAAUAGUCAAAAUAGUAUUAAUCAAAAUAAUUCAAUAAUUGCAACUAAUAUACCAAUUGUUGGAUGUGGAAUAAUUAAAAAGAUAACAUUGCAUGAAUUCCUCAGUUUGGCACAUUGUCAAUUUUUAGAAGAUAAAGCAUCUAGACGUGAUUCAAUGAUUGGUAUGCAAUUUACAAAUGUAUUAGACGAUCAAGAUGAUAAUACCAACAACAAUAAUAAUAAUAACAAUGAUAUUGAAUUUAAAAAGAGAAUUAAUAGUAUUUAUAAUAAUCAACGUCAUUUAGUUAUUUUAAAGAAAGGUUAUGAAGAAUUAAAAACUAUGGUAUCAAAUAUAAAAGAGAGUAAUCGUAUGGAAGAGGAGAAAAUCAAUCAAAAGAAUCCACCAAUCUUUUCAAAUAUUCAAUUGAGUAGUGAAGAACUUUAUGCAAAACAACGUCUAUUAAAGAAUAUUAAAUCAUUUGCAAAACAAAAAGCACAAUUGGCCUAUAAUGAAUGGAGAAAUCAAUUGGAAAUUAAAAUUUAUGAUGAAAUUUUAAAUUCAACUCAUGAAUUAAUUAGUAGUGAAACUAUAUUAAAUGAAAGUAAAAAAUGGAUUGAAAGAAGUAUUAAAACAAUUGAUGAAAAUAUAAAUUAUUUAAUUGAUAUUGAAAAAGUUAUAAAAUUACAAAAUCAUCAAUUAAAUUCACCAAUUUUAUUAUCAUCAAAUAGUAAUGCUAGUGGUAAUAAUAAUAAACAACAACAACCAAAUAAAGAAGAACAAGAACGUGAAUUAUUAUCAAUUUCUGAAUUUACUAAACAAUUUUCAUUAUUUUUCAAUUGGACACCGAUUCAAAUUUCAGAGAAAUUAAUAUUAUUAGAAUUUAAUGGUAAAUUUUCAAUCUCUUUAAUUUUAAAUCAAAAUGAAAUUCAAUCUUCAAAUUUAAUAUUAUUUUCAAAUAUUUCAAAGUUUGAAAUUGAUUUAAUAAAUAAAUCAAAUAUUAAUAAAAUGGUGAAAAGUAUAAAAAAUAUUAAACAAUUAAGUAUUAUAAUACAAGAGAUUAGUUUUAGAAUGUCAAGAUUAAAUACUUUAAUUAAAGAAAUUCAACAAUUAGAAAGACUUUAUAAUAUUAAUAAAAAUCAAGAAUCAAUUUCAACAAAUGUUAAAAAUAAAUAUUCAUUUAAAUCAAAUAAUUUUAAUGAAAUAUCAACAUCAUCAUCAUCAUCAUCAUCAUCAUCAUCAGUAGGAGAAGAAGGAAAAGAAGAAAAUCAAUAUGUUGAUAUUAAAGUUCAAAUUUCAAAUGUUGAAAGUUUAAAGAAAAUUGUAUUAAAUCUUCAAAUACCAUUAUUAUAUCCAAAAGGUAAAAUUGAAUAUGCUUUCACUACAAUCAUUGGAUUUAAUAAUGGUAAUACUCAAGGUUUCAUUAAUCAAAUUAAUCAAAUUAUUACAAGUGAAUUAAAAAGUAAUCAAAGUAAAUCAAAAUUAACAAAAGUUUUACAAUCAUUAGAAAUUUUAAUUUCUUAUUAA
This is a messenger RNA of Dictyostelium discoideum AX4, 5541 nucleotides long. RefSeq lists its product as hypothetical. NCBI's taxonomy places the organism in Eukaryota, Evosea, Eumycetozoa, Dictyosteliales, Dictyosteliaceae. The record is from RefSeq and is a predicted model, not a curated record. The coding region runs from base 1 to 5541 and encodes 1846 amino acids. The transcript has 3 exons.